AUUUUAUACCGAAACGGGAUCACAUUACUGCGUGAUCUCUCUUCGAUGAAAUGGCGUGCACGAUUUGUUCGACGUGGGCAAAAAGCGUUACGUUACUUUUGGAAGACUUCGCCCAUAGUUCCGUUAUUCAUAAGAGCACGCGGAAUUUAACUGAAAGGUUGCAUGGCGCGGCUCUUCUCGUGACGCAGCAGCGGUAGCAAAUGGAGAGGUGUGAGGAGGAGCGUUCAUAUUACGUAGCCUCUCUCGUCCCCGCUCUCCGCCAGCCUCGCCGUAUUAAUAGCCUUUCAUAGUUUGCAUCAUCCAUGGCAUGGGGGAAAGUUGAGAUCAGAUCCGCCAUGGAUUCGAGCUGUACCACUCCUCCCAAGCUCUCCCUGUACUCGGUCCCCGGCAAGCGGAUGAAGCCACUUGGCACGGCGACGCCGCCGCCCCGGGUUCUGGUAUCCGUGCCCUUCAUGUGGGAAGAAGCUCCGGGGAAGCCCAGGAAGCAGCCGACUCCGGGUGGGCAUGGCAUGAUGCCCGGCGGCGCCCGGAGUUUAGACCUGCCCCCGAGAAUGGUGGCGGCGAUGGUAGAGGCCAAGUCCAAUAAAACGCUUUCGCCCACCACGGCUCUCGACGGCCCAGAGCAUGCGACCCGUCCCGUCCCACUCGGCUCGUGCUACUCCUUUUCGUUCGGAGAGGGAAGGACUGUUGUUACCGUAGGAGGUAAGAAGAAGGGAGUGGUUUGGUUUCGGGGGAGAAAAAGUGGGAGGAAGAUGAUGAGGGAUGGAACCUGGGAGAUGAGCGUGGAGGGGUUGGAAGAGAAGGAUGUCACUUGCCCUUCCAUGUCUUCUUCUCCUUCUCGCAAAAAACAUGGUGGAGAGUACGAGGAGGAUGGGAAUGUGGAGGAGGGAAGGAUAAGGAUCACACGGCUGAGGAGGAACAGAAGCCUCGCAAACGUUUCCACCUCUCACAUAUGGGCAAGCAUUUAUGGCAGCCUGAAGCUGGUGGUGCCGCUGCCAUGGCGAAGGGACCGCAGAGCUUAAGUUCUCAAGAACGAUCGACGACGUGCAACACCAUUCGUGGGAGGAAGCCAGCCGUCGGCGGUCAUCUUCGACUUCGUACCAGUGCGUCGCAGUAAUCAGAUUAGAAGAAACACCAUUUGAGUCACGCAUUCUGAUAAUAAUAGUACAACAUGGCAAUAUCUUUCUUUA
Musa acuminata AAA Group (dessert banana) is the source of this 1190-nucleotide messenger RNA. RefSeq lists its product as uncharacterized. The transcript has 2 exons. The coding region runs from base 303 to 1022 and encodes 239 amino acids. Lineage: Eukaryota; Viridiplantae; Streptophyta; Magnoliopsida; Zingiberales; Musaceae. The record is from RefSeq and is a predicted model, not a curated record.